UGCAGCUAGCUCAGCAUGUACCGAUUCUGUCAAUCCUGCAGUAAGACCGUGACUGAGAAAAGUUAGUCAAUACUUUGCCCAUCAUUAUUUUUUUUUGAUGGACCAGACAGGAGCUGUGUUGCAAGUCGUCGCAGCAGUGUUUAUACUCCAGGUAUUUACAACUUGGGCCGCACCUGGGAGUGAUUUACGACUGGUUGGGGAAAGUUCGUCCUACGAGGGCCGACUUGAGGUCUACCACGAGUCAACCAACCAGUGGGGAACGGUCUGCGACAAUUCCUGGGACUACCCUGACGCCAUGGUAGCCUGCAGACAGCUGGGAUUCACCGCUGUCACUACGAGCCUGUACCACCUGGAUGGUGCCUCGGCCCCCAUCCUCUUGGAUGUGGUCCAGUGUGUUGGACAUGAGGGGAGACUGGCCGAAUGUUCUCAUGCUGGAUGGGGUAUUCACAGCUGCACGCACAGUGACGAUGUUGCCAUCCAAUGUGGAUACGAUAACACUUACGUCGACCCGAUGCCGAUCCGACUAGUCGGCGGGAGUGUCAGAUCAGGACGCCUCGAGGUCUACCUCGACGGCGCCUGGGGCACGGUCUGCGACGACAACUGGGACCUGGCGGACGCCCAGGUCGCGUGCCAACAGCUGGGCUUCACCACGGUGGCCAACUACCUGCUCCCGGCCAUUGAGGGUGCGACGGGCCCGGUCCACGCCUACUACAUCGGGUGCCAAGGUAGCGAGACCCACCUGGGCCAGUGCGUCCAGCGCGGCGGCUGGGGCAGCCGUUACUGCGGACACGACGAGGAUGUGUCGGUGGCUUGCGAGAGUCCUCACAUGGAAACGUCCCUCCGCCUAGCUGACGGGAGCCGGCCAAACGAGGGCCGCCUGGAGAUUUACCACAACGGCGAGUGGGGCACGGUCUGUGACGAUUACUGGGACCACCAUGCCGCUGCAGUGGCCUGCCGUCAGCUCAGCCUGGGGUCCCCGUCGCCAUUGACAGGAGUCUACAUCCCCCAGGGCGCUGGGAGCAUCCUGCUGGACGAUGUGAUGUGCCAGGGGUGGGAGGCCAGGCUAGUUGACUGCGGACACCUGGCUAUGGGAUCACAUAAUUGUGGCCACCAUGAAGAUGUGUACUUGGCUUGCAGCGUUGAAGACUUCAGUAACAUUGCGACGAUGCCAGCUCCUGACAGCUACACUUUGCACCUAGCCGAUGGCCUGUCACACUACGAGGGCCGACUGGAGUUGGACAUCAACGGCGUGGCAGGUGGGAUCUGCGACACCGACUGGACGUUGAGGGACGCGGUCGUUGCGUGCCGGCAUUUGGGCUUUGGUACGGCCAUUCGAGAGGUCCCAGACGGCACUUUCGGCGUAAAUUACGGCGGGUAUUACUGGCGGAACAACGUUACCUGCUCGGGGGAGGAGGCCACGCUGCAAGACUGCUCUGUCGGGAAUUUAGGUUUGGGCUUCUGCGCACACGGCGGGCAUGAUGUAGGAGUGUCGUGCACUGGUCCCUUUAUCGGAGAGGAACGUGGCAUGCGCAACGCAGCUGUCCGUUUAGAGGGAGGUUCCAAUUCAGCAGAGGGGAGAGUUGAGGUCCUUUUUAACGGUGAGUGGUCCACGGUCUGCGACGACGGUUGGGACGAUAUUGACGCCGGCGUUGUGUGCCGACAAAUAGGUUUCAUGGGCGCGGAGAACUCGCAUCACUACAUCGACGGGCUACCGGUCGCAAGUGGACCGAUACUUUUGGACCAAGUCAGGUGUGAAGGUGACGAGGUUACCAUCAUGGGAUGUCGGCAUAAUGGGCUUCAUACCCACGAUUGCGUACAUGACGAGGAUGUUGUGAUUAAAUGCUACCAUAACAAAGUGCAUGAUUGGAAGCUUGGUGGGGGUAAAGUCUUCGGUAUCGUUACAGUCGUCUGCGUUGCCAUCUCCUUGGGUUUUUUCAUCAUCAGGAGGCGCAUGCAGCUGGAGAAGCUACGAAACUUGUUGGUGGUGCCGGAAAGUGAGCAACCUGAGCCGGCCGAGGGUCCAGGCCCGGGGGGACUGACAUCCCCCCGCCCGUAUCCCGUCCAGCCGGCCUAUCCUCAACUGCAGCUUCGCCCCCCACUGUCGCAACCACUGAGUCAGCCGCCCUGCGGCCCCGGGCUCACGGCCGCCAUUCCACCUCUGCCGCCGGUUGGCUUCCCCGAUCCCAACCCGCUGCCGGCGUCGUACAUGACGACCACGUCGGGAGCCGACGGAGUGAGCCAGCUGCCGGUGUACUUGCCGUCACCGGUUGCAGUUACGAGUAUGCCACCGGUUCAGGAUAGCUUGCCACAGGUUCAGGGCACGGCACCUGGACAGCUGCAUCCCAUCCAUGGCCGGGUCCAUCACACCAGUUCAUCUCAUUCAUACAGAUGAACAGUAAUCGUAUCGGAAUAAACAAUACAAUAAGGAAGGAUAUCCCUCAUGCUUUGUUCAGCGGGUAUUGGCCCUGGGUACCCUCUCCAUUUGCACUGAAACCACAAAAUGCCAAUCUUAACAUCCCCUUGUCAUCGCGGAGUCAAGAGGAACAGCCUGGAGUACCCUUGGCUGAGCGAUUUUCUUUUACACAUUGGACUGAAAGACUGUCUCAAGGGUCCUAAUCGGAAUCAAUUUCGCAACACUGUUAAACGUUCUUUUGUUUUUGGCAAUCAUGUCUCCUAUUCAGGGGAGCCUAGUAGUAUCAGUUGCACUUGUAGCGCUCAGGUCCCCACAUUAUAGAGUCAUACAUGUCAAUAUAACUUGAUAUGACUUAUAUAAAUAUGUAAAUAUGACUUACAUUUAUAUUUAUAUAACUUAUGUAAAUAUAAUAUACAUAACUUGAUACAUGACACUGUUGUGGUUGCUCUCGAUAUUGGUGCACUUCACAAGAACUCUGAUAUAUAUUGUUUUGUGUUCAUAGUAAACAGUUCAUUACAUCUGACUGAAUGCAGUGAAAAACAGGGCCGUAGUAUUUGACAAUAAAAAAAGCUAUAGGCUGUCAACAAUCAGUAAUAAUGGAUCUGAC
Messenger RNA from Acanthaster planci (crown-of-thorns starfish), 3020 nucleotides. Its product is annotated as scavenger receptor cysteine-rich domain-containing protein DMBT1-like. Gene Ontology annotation, cellular component: membrane. Lineage: Eukaryota; Metazoa; Echinodermata; Asteroidea; Valvatida; Acanthasteridae. The record is from RefSeq and is a predicted model, not a curated record.